AACACUAGUGUUUUCAACUUCAAGAUUCUUAGAUUGGUUAUUUAUUGGGAUGGUGGGCAACUAAUUUCAUUCACAAUUUUACAAUUUAGAACACAAUGGCUGAUAUUGAUAGUUUGUUCGAUUGUUUCGAAGAAAAAGAACAAAGUGAAUCUGCUGUUCAUUUCCCAAAUCUGAAAAAAGAGGAUCCUCAACCAUCUCAAGAACAGACAAGCAACAAACGACCUCAUGAGCUGGUUGAGUAUGCAGAUACAAGUCAGGCAAAAAAAACAAAACCAGAUGAAGAUGAUGCAGAUUUGAUUAGUGAUAUAAAUGUAGAUCUCCUUAGUUCACGCAUUGUGAUACACACUUUAGAAACACAUGAGGGAUGCACACAUGAAGUAGCUAUGCCGCCAAACCAUGAGUAUGCACCACUCCUGCCUUUGACUUCGGAGCCCGCCAAACAGUACAGUUUCAUAUUGGACCCUUUUCAAAAAGAGGCAAUAAUGUGCAUAGACAACUUGCAAUCAGUAUUAGUGUCUGCACAUACUUCUGCAGGAAAAACAGUUGUUGCAGAAUAUGCUAUAGCACUCUCUUUGAAAAACAAGCAAAGAGUAAUAUACACCACACCAAUUAAAGCUCUAUCUAAUCAAAAGUACAGAGAGUUCUCAGAAGAGUUUCUUGAUGUGGGUCUCAUCACGGGGGAUGUGACCAUUAACCCUUCAGCAUCAUGUCUUAUUAUGACUACAGAGAUUUUAAGAAAUAUGUUAUACCGAGGCUCUGAAAUUAUGCGUGAAGUUGGUUGGGUAGUUUUUGACGAAAUUCACUACAUGAGAGAUAAAGAGAGGGGUGUUGUAUGGGAAGAAACCUUGAUUCUCUUACCGGACAAUGUGCACUACGUGUUUCUAUCGGCGACGAUUCCGAACGCGCGGCAGUUCGCCGAGUGGGUGUGCCGCCUGCACUCGCAGCCCUGCCACGUGGUGUACACCGAGUACCGCCCCACUCCGCUGCAGCAUUACAUAUUCCCCGCUGGUGGGGAUGGCAUUCAUCUUGUGGUCGAUGAGAAGGGCCAAUUCAAGGAGGACAAUUUUAACACAGCGAUGGCAGUACUAAGCAACGCUGGGGACGACGCCAAGGGUGACUCCGCCCGCGGCCGGCGGGGCGGAGCGCGCAACCACAACCAGACAAACAUCUUCAAUAUUGUGAAGAUGAUCAUGGAGAGGAAUUUCGCGCCUGUCAUUAUUUUCAGCUUUAGCAAGAAGGAAUGUGAAGCAUAUGCGAUGCAGAUGGCUAAACUGGAUUUUAACACAAUUGAAGAGAAGAAAUUAGUAGACGAAGUGUUUAACAAUGCUAUGGACGUGUUGACGGAGGAGGAUCGCAAGUUGCCGCAAGUGGAGAAUGUGGUCCCACUUCUGCGACGAGGUAUAGGGAUCCAUCAUGGCGGACUACUGCCCAUACUCAAGGAAACUAUUGAGAUUCUAUUCGGAUUGGGGCUGAUAAAGGCCCUUUUUGCAACGGAAACCUUUGCCAUGGGUUUAAACAUGCCUGCCAGGACAGUAGUGUUUACAAGUUGUCAGAAGUUUGACGGAAAGGAUUUCAGAUUUAUAUCGUCAGGAGAAUACAUCCAAAUGUCAGGGCGCGCUGGUCGCCGUGGUUUGGACGACAAAGGUAUCGUGAUUCUGAUGAUCGAUGACAAGAUCACGCCGACUGUCGUCAAGGGCAUGGUGCAGGGUAAAGCCGACCCCAUCAACUCGGCAUUCCAUCUCACAUACAAUAUGGUAUUAAACCUGCUGAGAGUGGAAGAAAUCAACCCAGAGUAUAUGUUGGAGCGGAGUUUCUUUCAAUUCCAGAAUCAAGCUGCGAUUCCUGACCUUAUUGACAAGGUGAAGGCGAAGCAGAAAGAGUACUCUGUAGUCAGCGUAGAACAAGAGCACUCUAUAGCAGCGUACUGCAGUCUCCGUUCACAGUUGCAGCUGUUGGGAGCGCAGUUCCGCUCCUACAUUACUAGGCCCGAGUACCUCAAACCUUUCCUACAACCAGGCAGGCUUGUUAAGGUUAAAACAGAAAAAUACGAGUACGACUGGGGUAUAAUAGUGAACUUCCGGCACAAGACGAAGGGCAAAGGCAAGAGGCCUCAAGAAGAGAAUCCGUUGACCGCGGAGCAGGCGAUAGUUGUGGACAUUCUGCUGCACGUGAAGAAACCGCAGUCUGGAGAUGCGGAUACAAAUAUUCCAUGCCCUCCGGGAGAUACCGGCGAAGUGGAAGUUGUUCCAGUCCUACACACGCUCAUCUACCAAGUGAGUUCACUGCGCGUGUACUACCCUAAAGAUCUACGGCCGCCUGACAGCCGAAAGUCCGUCCUAAAGACCAUAGGAGAAGUCAAAAAAAGGUUCCCUAAUGGCCCGCCGCUGUUGAACCCCAUUAAAGAUAUGAAGAUUGAGGAUAAGGUUUUUACAGAAUGUGUUGAGAAAAUUAAAGAAUUAGAAGAAAGAUUAUACGCACAUCCCCUCCAUAACGACAAGAACCGUGGGGCGCUAACAGCAGCUUACGAGCGGAAACAAGAACUGUAUGAAGAAUUAAUCGCGGCCAAGGCGGAGUUGAAGAAAGCCAAGAGCAUAUUACAAAUGGACGAACUCAAGAAGAGGAAACGUGUGUUACGUCGAAUGGGGUACUGUACGGCCGCUGAUGUUAUUGAACUGAAGGGCAGGAUAGCUUGCGAAUUAAGUAGCGCGGACGAGCUGCUCCUGACCGAGUUGAUAUUCAACGGCGUGUUCAACACACUGACCCCGGAACAGAGCGCCGCGCUCGUCAGCUGCUUCGUGUGCGACGAGAACUCCUCGCAGCUGUCCGCCGCCGGGGAGGAGCUCAGGGGAGUGCUGAGGCAGCUCCAGGAAUACGCGCGCAGAAUAGCAAAAGUCUCGAUCGACGCCAAGAUGGAUCUCGACGAAGACGAGUACGUCAGCAAGUUCAAGUCUACGCUCAUGGAUGUGGUGCUCUCCUGGGCUAAAGGCGCCAGCUUCCUGCAGAUCUGCAAGAUGACCGAUGUGUUUGAAGGGUCAAUAAUCCGCUGCAUGCGUCGUCUCGAGGAGGUUCUUCGGCAGCUGUGCCAAGCUGCCAAGAACAUCGGCAAUACAGACUUGGAGAAUAAGUUCAGUGACGCCAUCAAAUUGCUCAAGAGAGACAUUGUGUUUGCAGCCAGUCUUUACAUGUGAAUCAAUAUAGGUUUUUAUAUGUC
Molecule: messenger RNA, 3211 nt
Organism: Amyelois transitella
Lineage: Eukaryota; Metazoa; Arthropoda; Insecta; Lepidoptera; Pyralidae
Gene: Mtr4
Product: exosome RNA helicase MTR4
Exons: 18
Coding region: 96-3188 (1030 amino acids)
Biological process (GO): RNA catabolic process; maturation of 5.8S rRNA
Cellular component (GO): nucleus
Molecular function (GO): RNA binding; RNA helicase activity; ATP binding
Source: RefSeq, a predicted model, not a curated record